Hemiscyllium ocellatum (epaulette shark) is the source of this 1978-nucleotide messenger RNA. RefSeq lists its product as uncharacterized. Bases 1 to 1836 code for a protein of 611 amino acids. Gene Ontology annotation, molecular function: protein binding; cytokine receptor activity. The record is from RefSeq and is a predicted model, not a curated record. Lineage: Eukaryota; Metazoa; Chordata; Chondrichthyes; Orectolobiformes; Hemiscylliidae. Gene Ontology annotation, cellular component: external side of plasma membrane; membrane. Gene Ontology annotation, biological process: cytokine-mediated signaling pathway; immunoglobulin mediated immune response. The transcript has 10 exons.
AUGACUCGGAACAACAAAACUCCAGAAAGAGUCGACACAAAUGAAUCACUAACAAAUCAUUUUGACGGCAUUGCCGUCCUGAGCUUGGCAGCAGCUGCACGCCUGGAUUGGGACUUUGAUGGUCGGAUAUCAUUUCCUACGGGAAAUGUGGGAAAAGUGAACCCAGUGAAGGAGGCCACCCGCAGUGACAGCAAGAGCAGUCAGACUGAGGUCUCCCAGAGGAAGAAUCCACGGCUCUCCUUCAAACCAUGGGGAAGACGGGAUGGAGAAUCAUCCUGCGAAAAGGAAGGAAGAAAAAGCAAAAACCUAUUCGUAGUUACAACAGAAAGUAUCCCACAAUACAACAUCAGAACUUGUCAGAUCUGCGAGCCGACUGAAUGUCUUAAUCUGGAGCCAGCGACAGCAGGUCCACUGAGCUGUUAUGUUGACUAUAUACAGACAAUGGAUUGCACAUGGAAAGAGAGAAACAACAACAGCCACACCACUCUGCAAGUCUUUAAGGUUGAGUCAAACCGCUCUUCUCGUGAGAAUAAUUGUACUUUCACAAGAAAUUCCAUGCUGCCAAUGGAGGACGAGAGAUGGGUUCACUACUACACUUGUAUCAUGCACUUUCAGAUGUUCAUGAGUAUCGAUAAAUUUAAAAUCACCCUUAAGUCAAACAGCCCAGCUAACACAUCGCAAACUUGCAUCAUUGAAGAAUUCAUACCAUCUCAGAACAUACGUUUGAAUGCACCUCAGCAAUUGUCUGUGACAGUUGAUUCAACAACACAGAAGGUUAUCAUCACAUGGCAGAACCAUGCAAGCCAGUUUUUGAAAAACUGUCUGGAGCAUGAAGUCGAAUUUUGGAGCAGAGAAACAAAAGAGGAUGUGAAGGUGAAAAAAAUAGUUAAUGAUAUCCAGCAUCUGGCUAUUGAGGAGUCAGAAUUGAAACCAGAAACAGAUUAUAAAGCAAGAGUUCGCAGUAUACCUUCAAGGAGUACAGAUUAUAAUGGCAGAUGGAGCAAGUGGAGUUCAGAAAUAAAAUGGAAGACAAACUCUGCUAUGGACAGUCCUUCCAAACAGAGCAGCUUGUUGUUUGUUGUGCUGCUUCCAAUCUCAUUGGCUAUCAUUAUUUCCAUACUUCUGUACUUCAGGAUUCACAUACGUAUUGUGAAUAAGGUAUGGAUUCAUAUUCCAAACCCAGCCAACUUUUUCCAGCCACUCUACAGUGAACACAAUGGAAACUUCAAGGAAUGGAUUCGCAAUGACCAAUCAACAAUUCAGAAAAGGUCUCGCAGAAGUUCAGUCCAUGAGAUAACGAAGAUGAAGAGGUCCUUGGAAGAUGAAGCUGACACAGUAAUCAUAACUCCCAGAAUUGAAGCUGUUUCUAAUAUUACCUACAUAAAACCAAUCCCAAUACCACUUGAUCCAAACAGCCCCAAACACAACAAUGAUGCAGAUUCCAUGUACGUCAAAAAGAACUGUCUCAUUGAUCCAAUGAAUAGAUUUUAUUCCAACACAGUGCUGGAAUAUAGUAAUAGCAUUUGUGCUUUAAGUGGAAACCAGUCCGUUGUACCUACUGAAGGUCAGCAGGUUGAAAGCUGGUUGCUGUUUGAGGACCUGGCUAAUGCCACCCUGUUGUCCAUGAUGCCUCAGGAUCUAAACGGUGAAUAUAACUAUAGCGAUGACUAUUGCACCCUCUCUCACUCUGAUACCAGUCAUGGCCUGGUGCCCACAAAGAUUGGCCUCCAACUCAACUGCGAUGGAUGCCAGGCAGAGAAAAGAGACGUGCCUAUGAGUUUGGAGGUAAUUGACAGUGACAAAUUGCCCUCCAUUUGUACAACAUCAACACAGUAGUAGCAGCUUCUAUUCUGUGACUCUGGAUUGAAGUCAAUGUACUCACUGUAUAAUGAGAUUGAACCAAUGCUGAAUCUGAAACGCUGAAAAGCGCCUAAUCAAAUGAUGAGGUGCACUUCCUCAAGCUUGACAGCACCUUACC